Fusarium redolens is the source of this 1680-nucleotide messenger RNA. Its product is annotated as major facilitator superfamily domain-containing protein. Gene Ontology annotation, molecular function: transmembrane transporter activity. The coding region runs from base 109 to 1443 and encodes 444 amino acids. Gene Ontology annotation, cellular component: membrane. The record is from RefSeq and is a predicted model, not a curated record. Gene Ontology annotation, biological process: transmembrane transport. NCBI's taxonomy places the organism in Eukaryota, Fungi, Ascomycota, Sordariomycetes, Hypocreales, Nectriaceae. The transcript has 5 exons.
GCGGUAUUUAUCCGCUUUGCAGCUCCCUCCCCUCCAUAACAGACACACAUAAAACCUCCCCAUCUCACCUCUCACAUCCACUCCCCCUUCAACCUUCUCAUCCUCAUCAUGUCGAGCACAGCUACACAAACACAUGAACCCAUUGAGCUCACGACUCUAGAAGGAUGUCACGUUCGCGGUAAAGAACUCGAAGAACAACCUUCUCUUCCACCGGACGAUAUACCCCCGCCGUAUGCGUCAGCGCAGGUUCAACGAUGGAAUUAUCCUAGGGGAAAUGUGGCCAAGCUGGCAUUUGCGUUUUUGUCGUUUAUCAUUGCUGGCAUGAAUGAUGCGGCUGUUGGUGCUUUGAUCCCAUAUCUUGAAACGUACUAUGAUCUCAGCUACACCAUCAUAUCUCUCAUCUUCCUCACUCCUUUUGCAGGAUACUCAGUCGCUGCAUUUACCAAUGCACGCAUUCACAUGAAGUUCGGCCAACGUGGCGUCGCAAUCAUGGCGCCAAUUUGUCAUCUCAUCACUUUUAUCGCGCUGGCUCUUCACCCGCCCUAUCCCGUUCUCGUCGUGUGCAAUAUCAUGAGCGGUUUCGGAAAUGGAUUGACCGAUGCAUGCUUCUGCGCUUGGGUUGGAGCUAUGGACAAAGCGAAUACUGUACAGGGCUUUUUACAUGCUUUUUAUUCGUUUGGCGCUUUGUGUUCGCCGCUUAUUGCGACGAGCAUGGUUGUUUCGGCGGGGUUGCCUUGGUAUACGUUUUACUACGUUAUGAUUGGCAUUUCUGUGGUGGAAUGGGUCGGCCUUACUGUUUCUUUCUGGCAGCAGACUGGCGCGGUGUAUCAGGCUGAGCAUGCGAACAAUUCGGAAGGUAGUGGUGCUGGAACCAGAGAGGCGCUCAAGUCAAAAGUUACGUGGCUUUGCGCUUUGUUCUUCUUUGCAUACAUGGGCGUUGAAGUCGGUCUUGGUGGAUGGGUCGUCACGUUCAUGCUCCGCGUUCGAAAAGCUUCAGCCUACGCCUCAGGUGCAUCCGGAACAGGCUUCUGGGCCGGCAUGGCUCUUGGGCGUGCAUGCCUUGGCUUCGUAACAGAGCGGUUUGGCGAGAGACUCUGUCUUUCCAUCUAUCUCCUCAUUUGCAUCGGUCUUCAACUUCUCUUCUGGCUUGUACCAAAAUUCAUCGUCUCAGCUGUUGCAGUUGCCUUCCUCGGCUUCUUCCUUGGCCCACUGUUCCCUGGAGCUGUCAUGGUGACAGCCAAGCUUCUACCCGCCAAGAUCCACGUGUCGGCUAUUGGUUUCGCCAUGGCAAUUGGUGGUACCGGCGGAACGGUGUUUCCGUUCGCCAUUGGAGCUAUUGCCAACCAUAAGGGUGUUGGAGUGCUGCAGCCCAUCAUCCUUGCGUUGAUCACUGUUGUUGCUGGUGUUUGGUUGAGUUUCCCCAGGAUCAAGAAGAAGGAUUAAAUGCAAGGCGUCCGAGAUGCGGGGCACUGCUAGAAGUUUGCAGCCUAAGUAAUACCUAUGGUUGUUCAGUCAUUGUAUUCUGAACGGACAGUUUCGUAAGCUUAUGGCAUAGUUGAGGCGAGUAGAGAAGCUGAAAAGUGUAUGUUGAGAAGGAAUAUUGUGUACAAACUACAGGGUCUACGAAGAAAGUGUCCGUCGCCAAUACAAACCUGUGACGCAAAAUUGUAAAGACUUUCC